AUUCUAGGAACAAUCUGUAUACAUUUUAGAGGUAAUGUGCAUAUACACAUCCACACAAACACUGGUGUAUUCAUGUGCAUUCUAUUGAUGGCUCGCAUACUUUAGUGAAGACAAGUGUUUCUGACACCGACAUGCUCGCGCAAAUUGAAUAAAUUCUUGGUGCUUUCUUUCAGACCCUCUCCCUGUCAUCUCGGCUUGUGAGAAUAGAGCACCUAUUGUAGAUCUAUCAGCAUGUGAAGCAGGAGACUCCAUCAAGAAUAACUUGGAUACAGUACCUGGCAGGGCUGGGUCUUCAAUUGUUGUUCUCAUUAGCGACAGUGAUGAUGAGAAGGCAAUGGCAUGUGUUUCAAACAGUGAUGGUGUAGGUAGGAAUUUAACAUUUCCUAAGCAGAUAAAAGAAGAGGUUAUAGAGGAAUUCUCUACUUCAUUGUCCAAGAGGAAAAGAAGUUUAAUUGAGAGUGACAAGGGUGAUGGUAAUGGAAAGCUGUCCUUUGCUCAUGGCAGUUCCCAUAAAACGGGGUUCAUAAGAGACUGUGAUGACAAAGACGAAAGGAAGUUUUAUUCUCAACUUUCUUCCAAGUCUGAUAUGUACAAGCUUAAUGGGAUUAGUGAUAGUUCGUCGGAUUCAGACAAUGAUUUGAGUGACAAAAGUAUGGAAAUGCUAAUCAAAAUAAUUAAAGGUAAAACGUUUUUCUCGGAAGAUGGUUUAAGAUCAUCCUUUGAGAAGGAUGCUGAACUCAGCAUGAACGCGAUAUGUGCACUUUAUAGGCAGCAGAUUUCUCCAAACUUCUCUUCCAAGGGCCUCUCUUUUACCAAGAGUCAGGGGUUGAGUCAAUCUGAUAAAAUCAGCAUAACUGCUUUGGGUGAAUAUCUGAUCGAUGGGGAUCCACAACAUAAACUCAGAAAAGCCGUGGUGGAAGUACGUCCAAAGGAUCGUGCAGAAUGUAAAAGAUUAGCAACUAAGUACUGCCACCAACUAUAUCAGAUAUACCUUAGUAAGGAGGAUCAUCUGUUUCGCCCUGGAGCUAUAUUCUAGUUUACCAGAUAAGCUAUCUCCCUUUUUGCUACGCAAAUGCUGCUUCUGACAAAACUUUACUAUGGACUUACAUAUUUUGAUCACUCCCAGUCCCAACUAUUGCUGCACAAGAUGGAAGCUUUUGCUGUUUGUGGCAGUUUUUACUAGCAGGUAGAAACCAAGAUAUGUCACUCUGAUUCAUUUUUGUGACUUUUGGUGUGCAUAGCUGAUUAUGGAUAGUUAACAACUGGUACAAAUAUACUAUAGGUUUUAUGGUCAUAGAUGAUUCUAGAGAUGUAAAAAGUUAGGGGUGGUGUUUCUGCCAGUUUGGGUAUUUUGUAUAUCCAUGAUGAAAACUCGUUCUCUUUUAAAUGUAAAAAAAAUUCUUAUAUUGGGCGCUUUUGGCUUUGA
Messenger RNA from Nicotiana tabacum (common tobacco), 1426 nucleotides. The record is from RefSeq and is a predicted model, not a curated record. NCBI's taxonomy places the organism in Eukaryota, Viridiplantae, Streptophyta, Magnoliopsida, Solanales, Solanaceae.